Cylicocyclus nassatus is the source of this 1983-nucleotide messenger RNA. The record is from the annotation of a GenBank genome assembly. NCBI's taxonomy places the organism in Eukaryota, Metazoa, Nematoda, Chromadorea, Rhabditida, Strongylidae.
UAGGUAUGGCCUCUUUUCGUAAAAUGGUGCCGGCUUCGGCACUUAUCCACGAAGGAGGAGAUGAUGUGACGGAGAAGAAAUCCAGGAAUGAGUAUCGUAAGGAGAAGGAUCUUGAAGAAGAGCGCAAAGCGGGAACAGCCCCUGCUAUGGUUGAUGUUAAAACGGGAAGAGACAUCAAUCCGCAUAUCCCUCAGUUCAUCUCCCAGAAUCCCUGGUACGUACCCAGUGAAGGACCCACUUUAGAACAUCAACGUCCUCAUGCAGAAAGGCAAAAGCAUAUGGCAACCAUUGACGAGUGGUAUAAGAAAGGUACUACAGGAAAGGCUGCUACGAAGUUCAGAAAAGGUGCCUGCGAAAACUGUGGUGCAUUUGGACACGUCAAGCGUGACUGCUUCGAACGACCUCGCAAGAUCGGUGCAGCUAAAACUGGUGAAGACAUCGCCCCAGACGAUUACGUACAACCGAACCUCCUUCUUGAUUUUGAUGCUAAAAGGGAUCGAUGGAACGGAUUUGAUCCGAGCACGCAUGAGCAAGUCAUCAAGGAGUUCGAACAUUUGGAGGAAGCAAGGAAAGCAAUUCGCGCUGAACAAAUCCAAGCUGGUCUUCUUGAUCCUGGCAAGGAAGGCGUGAUUACCGAUGACGAUAAGUAUGCAGAAGAUGCUGACAUGGCUGGUGUAUCCGUUGAUAUGGAUUCGCGUACUAGGAUUACUGUCCGAAAUCUGAGAAUCCGCGAAGACACUGCUAAAUACUUGUUCAACCUUGCGGAAAACUCACCAUACUAUGACCCGAAGUCUCGAUCCAUGAGGGAAAAUCCCUUCGCGAAUGUACAAGGAAAAGAGAAAGAAGCCGCACGCUUUGCUGGAGAAAAUUUUAUCAGAUAUACCGGCGAAGUAGUUGAGGCCAAUGAAGCGCAGGUUUUUGCAUGGCAAGCGCGCUGCAAGGGCAUCGAUGUCCACGCUUUGGCCGAACCUACUAAACUCGAAGCUUUGAAGAAAGAGUUCAACAAAGAGAAGUCUACGACUGACAAUGAACAACGCAAGGCUUUGCUUUCAAAAUAUGGAGGUGCUGAGUAUCUGGAAUCAGCGCCCAAGGAACUGCUGUUUGCGCAGACCGAGCAGUACGUGGAAUACAGUCGAAAAGGAAAAGUGUUAAAGGGAGCAGAGCGCGCUCCCAUCAAGAGUCGUUAUGAGGAAGAUGUAUAUCCUAUGAACCAUACCAGCGUUUUUGGAUCUUAUUGGAAGAAUGGGCAGUGGGGAUACAAAUGCUGCCAUUCUUUCAUAAAGAAUUCUUUCUGUCUCCAAGAGGAAGGACUGAAGGCUGAAAAAGACAGUGCUGCUACGGUCGAGAGCAAAAUGGAACCUGCCGCUCCAACUGUCGCAGCUCCCGAAACGAAAACAACUAAAAAGGAGGAACCUGAUGUGUCGAAUCAAACUAGUCCUAAAUCGGAAUCCGAAGAAGCUUCAUCAUCCAAGUCAUCAAGUGAAUCCGAGGAAGAAGAUUCGGAAAAGGAGAGGGAAAUGGAACGAGAAAGGGAGCGCAGAAAACAGGAUGCCAGGCGAAGAGAGAAAAAGAGGGAAAAGAGACGAAGACGAAAACAAAGAGCCGAAGGCAAACCGAAAAAGUCAAGGAAGGCAGAAAGUGAUUCGGACUCUGACUCAAGUUCGGAGAGUGAAGCUGAGAAGGAGAAGGAGAAAGAUGAACUCAAAGAAGCGUUGAAGAAAAUUGAAAAGGAGAAGAUUGAAGGGCAUAAGAAGUACCUAGAGGGUGAUCGUAAACGAAAGUUCAAUAACACUUACGAAGAGAAGCAGUUAACAGAAGCAGAACAAGAGGCGUAUAGACUUACCACUAUCCAUUCGGCAGAUCCUAUGGCUUCUUACAUGCAACAAAAGUUUGAGAAGAAAGCUAGGAAAUAAAAGUAGAUUUUUCAAUAUCUGAAAUACCUCAUCUAUUGUACAUAAAUGUUUGUUAUAAAUCUUCCUCUAU